AUGGAAAUUCCUCAAAUAGAUAUCUCACCUUUAAUUAACGGUAAGUUUUUAUCCCUAGUUUUCAAGACAAGCAGAACAGCAGAUCUCAGCAUUCGAAAGAACUAACAAAUUUCAGAUGACAGAAAAAAACAUGGUAAACGCCUGCGAACCAUACUUUUUUAAACAGAGAUAAUUUUGUAGCUUUCAAAACGCUAAAUUUUCUACCAGAAAGAAAAAAUGGUAUUGACAUCUCCUGCAUUCUGUAUCAUCUUAUUAUAUGAUCACAUUAUUGUUCACUUAAUCCGAAUUUUUUUCUCUCGUUACUUUUGACUCUUUUGUCUCCGCCGAUAGUUACACCUGUAAUUAAGGUAAAUGCCGAAACAUCGAAAGAUAUGCUAAUUCACUUACAGCCGAAGCUGAGAGCACAUUCACAAGGAAGUGUCUAGUUUCAAAUACAUUUUUUCUUUGGAAUGAUCGAACCAAUUAAAGUGGGACCUGUUUUGUUUAUUUAAAAACAGUAGAAAGUAGGUUGAUUUACUCUUCUCGUUGAACAACCAAAUGAAAUUUGUUUCAUGUGGUUUUUUAUUGCACCAACUUGAUGAGAUGAAGUAAUGCUAGUCCCCCAGUGACAGAAAAGGAUCGUUAACACACUAGUCUAUGUACUUUGGAAAUAUAUAUUAAGGGGUUAGUGUUUUUUUCAAGCGUGGUCAGCCCUACCUUGAUCAGAGCGAAUUGCUCUGACUCAAGACUGACAAAGGUUUAUCGAACAAAACAUUUAGCUUUGAGUCUUUUAAAAUGGUAAAUUGACUUUACUUGUCAGCAGUAGAUAAAACCAAUAUCAGUUUUUUGUAUCUCCUAGACUAUUCGCAGUUUUCCUUUCCCGCAAGCUUAGAAAACGAAACAGCCGGCCCGAAAAGUGAGUAAAAUUUUUGCAGCAAGAACGAAAAAAAAACCUAAGAAUGAACUAUUCGCCCUAUGAGUUUCAGUUACAUAAAAUAUAGUGCAUAGGUGAUUUUUACUUCAUUUAUUGAUCUAAUGUAUUUAAUUUAACUUGAUUCUUUCGAGAACUUUUUCCACAAGAAUCGAAACAAGACUAGAGAAGCAGUCUGGUCAAUUGAAGAGAACGGAGAAAAACAGCGAUUUAUUACGAGUGAUGGCUGUCAUUAUUAGUUCCAAGCUAAUUCAUGAUCUUUUAUUAUUUGAUUGAAAGGGAGUAUUUAGGCCCCAAGUCGGUAUUCUAGCCCAAUUUGCCAAGUUGUUACUCAAUAGACCGCCAUAGCGUUUACAGUACUUUUCGCGCAAAGGAAAGUAUUCUAAACUGAAAGACCAUCCGAUCAAGUAUUCGGCGACCUAAACGCAAAAAUGCAUUUUGUUUUCUGACUAAAAUACUGCGAAAAAAGGUUACAGAGUGAGUUAAACAAAUACAGAACCCGCGCAUUAUACGAAUAUGAGCUGAUCCGCUAGCUGACGCACAGAAGCAAGGGAUAGAAACACCAUCUGCGUGCAAACUGAAUAAUUGUGUUGUACGUGGACAGUUUUUUGCGGGUACAUAACGCGAACGUCAUCUUUGUGUCUUACGAGAACAAUUUACUAUCUAUUUCAGGUGAGUGUGAUGAUAUAGGCCAUGUCAUCACGCAAAUCAAGAUGGCGUGUCAAGGACUCUCGUGUUUUUAUAUCAAGGGGCAUGGAAUCGAAAAGAGUUUAAUGGAAAACCUUCUGAAAUGCGCAAAUAAUUUCUUCAACUUGCCAAAGGAUGUGAAAACAAGUAUCAGCCUUAAGAAAAGCCCUGCAUAUCGCGGAUAUAUCCUACAAGGUACUCCCAGUCACUUACUUGUCCUGGGUUGGCCCCUAUACUGGCCAAGGAAUACUGUCACAGGAAUAUUAGAUAAUUCAUGAGUUUUCGUCACGGUCCUUGCAACCAACUACUCUCUCAACUGGAAAAAAAUAUUUAAGAAAAAGAUAGUAAUCCGAGAACGAGAAUAAAAUCCGAGAACAGAUAAACCCCCUCACUCCUGAUAGUGGUCAAAGUCAAAAAAAAAAAUAGUUUUCUAAAAUCUUAAGGACUAUAUGUUACAAUGCAAAAGUUCUACCAAACAGGUUUUAUUUGAUUGGUAACACCACAGGAUAUCGUCCAUAGAUUUACGAUCAAAAGUUAGAAUAACCCGAUCUAGGGGUGAAAUGGUGAAAGUGCGCGAAUUCUGAUAUUUUACAAAUUUACUAAUUAAUUAAGCGAUAAUUCCCGGCGUCUUUCAACCACUGGACUCUUACUUAUUAUUAUUUUUUUCAAGGCUCUGAAGUGACAGCAAACAGAAUCGACAACAAAGAAGGAAUUUAUUUCGGUCCAGAACCAACUGAUGACCAAGAUGUAGCGGCUAUCAGUCCAAUGAUGGGAGCCAAUCAAUUUCCUGAUGAGAAGGCGUUGCCUGGAUUCAAGGCCCUUGUAGAAACGUACAUGGAGAGAAUGUCUGUAGCGGGGUAAGUGACUUAAUCUUUGUAAAAUGUUUGAACCCAGGAUUAAUUUCAUAAGUAGGUUGAGAACGAUCGUCCGAGUGAACGUAGUCGUUUGUUUUUCAUGUAAACGGUUCGCCACGUUUUGUAAGAAAAUGUAUGAAAUGUUGGUUCCCCGAGGGUAGCUGGGGAAGGCGAGUGAUCCAAAUACCCUGGACAACUUUUGUCGAUAUUAACGGGGCCUAAGCUGGAGCGGAUUGACGACUCUGUUCUGACUCUGUUCUGAUCUGUUCUCUGCAAGAAAGAUAAAGGAUCACAUAGAGACGACGAUGAUGAGGACCCUUGCUUGUUGCAUAAAUUUCUAAUUUCAUACCAAGCAGACCUCUCACGUGCUGACCAACUCCUUGCUAUUAAUAGAUUCAAUAAAUCAAACGUUUCAUCCAAAGGAUUAAUACUUCAGUACAGACGAUUUAACGUGAUAUUCACUAAUAUAAGUGAAAUGUGAGUUAUUGAUCUUCAGCGUGUCGAAGCGACUAAGUAGUAGUUACUCUCUCCUCCUCAGAGGCCUCUUUGUGUCGUAGGAAGGCUGGGGAGAAGUAAAAAAGAAAGCGCGGGGGGCACGAUGGGAAGGAGAAAGAGAGGAAGAGAGGCCUUUCUAGCCCCUUCUUUCUUCCCAUCGUCCCCCGCGUGCUUGCUAUUUUUUAUUAUUGCUAUUUUCAGUGGGAUACUCAGCGGGAGCCUGUGCGGUGGAGAGAGAGAGUAGUUACCAUAGCUCGCUAAUAUCAUUUAUUGAAAAGUUGAUCCACGCUUACCCUCUCAACGUUACGUUCUACUUAGGCACGCUGUGAUGAAAGGUCUGGCACUUAGUCUGGAACUGAGCGAAGAUUUUUUUCACGAUAUCUUCAACCCCGCUUUUCCUCUUCUGGCCCUGUGGCACUACCCACCCGUCCCUGCAGUGUUAGACUCCUGGGGGGUGGGACCGCACACAGAUUAUGGCGUGUUGACGCUGCUGAUGCAGGAUGACGUUGGAGGACUCCAGAUUGAGACAGAGAGUGGGAAGUGGAUCGAUGUUCCUCCCAUUCCAGGUAAUUAAAGCAUACUUUGUAAUGCUUUUACAAAAUUAAACACUGAAAUUUUCAAAAAUUAAGGCCGAGCGCAUUGUGAAAGAGACUUAUCGCGCUUACAACAGCAGAGAUGAGCUAGACAGAGUUUUUCGAGUUACUUCCUAUUGUCUUCUUCCCACCAGGGUUUCUCAUACCGAUCGGGAGGCCGGGGUUUGUGCUACAGUAAAAAACCGGCUAAAAUUUGCCAGUUAGACCCCCUCUAUACAAGAACUUGACUAGCCUAAAAUUUGAAACAGGUUCCUAUUUUCUAAACUCUUUUAAAAAAUUCUGUACACUUGGGCAAGUAAGAUAAGUCAACAUUCAGGGUCCUCUUUGAAGACAAACGUGCCUUAGUCCAACUGCAAUGUAUUUGAUAUGCAGAUUUUAUGUAAAAGAAAUACGCUGAAUAUCGCUAAAUGCUCUAGUUACCUACAAGGUCUUUUUCCUUCAAAAAUAAGAACCUAUUUAAGAACCUAAAUAUAUGCGCUAGUUACAAUUUAUGUAAGAACCUAUCUAGGCUAACUUAAGAAAAUGCAGGUUCUUAGUCGCGGGUUUUUAUUGUAGUCCAUGUGAGCAUUUAGCUAUUAAAACAUUAGAGCGCUCAAGUACAGCCAGCAGUGAGAGACAGGGAGCUCUAUCAGUGGACAAAAUUAUUAGACGUGCUUGUCAUGACUGAAAUAUAUCAUCUAUGUCAUAUGUCUAAGCCAAUUCCCCGACAGAUCAAAGGGAAAUCCCACUCACUUAACUAGUACAAAAGCCCUACUUUCACAUUCAUCAUUUUGUUUCAGGAACAUUAGUUGUCAACAUCGGUGAUGUUGUGGAGGCCUGGACCAAAGGGAAGUUUCGCGCCACAAUGCACAGGGUGAAGAACUCGCCAUCGAAGCAUAGAAUCUCAGCACCAUUCUUCUUUCAGCCAAGACUCGAUUGUGAAAUCAGGCCUAUUAACGACGACACGUCCGCUGAAAGUGACACGAAUUUACCUCUAAACAAACCAUUUGCUUUUGGUGAAUAUGUGUUGAAUAAGUUUCAGAAAUCUUAUGGUAUUAGCAAAGGUAUCAGCUAAGAAGCUCUUCUCGGUUCCAUGAAGGAACCGAGUAAAAUUGGAAAGCACUGUCAAAAACGUUUUUUAGUCAUAAAUUUUUUAAGCAUCGAAAAAACAUCCAAAAUGACAAUGCAAAACGAUAUUUUUCUUCUUUCUCCUACCGAUAAUUUAGACGAUGGUUGUUGGUCAACAUUCACUUUUUCUUGUGCAUUUAUCGGGUAAAAUACUCUCACACUCCCCAAGAAAGCGCUUAUUUUUCUGAGCAAUGCGUGGGGGGUUUAAUCAUGUUUAACCAUCUUUUUCCUUCUAAAAAGGUUUUCGUGGCAAAUUAGUCUCUGAACUUUAUUUAUUUCUGCUAAGACCGCGCUAGUGAUAGUGUAAAUUUUCAAGACGAAAAUCCGGAGACAGGAUUCAACUUUUCACUUAUAUAUGAAUAUAUAAACAGCAGCUGCGAUUAUGAGCCAAAAUGUUUCAUCUAUGUUUAUCGUCUUGUGUGUUUAAAAAUAUAUAUUACAAAUAAAAAAAUGAAUAAAUGAUGAAAAUAUGCAGAGAGGAAUACAAAUGCAGAGGAUGAAACGUUGUAACCUGUAGUUACUAAAAUAUAAUCUAAAUUUGACAGUUCCUUUAUGAGGUCAUGAAAAAUAAUGGGUUCCUUUUUGCUACAUUAGAUUAGUUCGGCUUUUAUGCUUUGAGAUCGAAAAAAUAUACUUGAAUGCUAAUAUAAAUUGAAGCAGAUCGCUCCUGCUGGUCAGUUCAAAUGGCUUUUUUAAAGCAUCUGAACAUAACAAACAAAAAAACUUUUAUUCAUACAUAUUAAACUUAAAUACAGUUGCCCUGCAAAUUAGCAAAGAAACGCUGUUCAAGGCAGGGAAAAGUAUUCGUAUCGAAAAUAAUGAAAAUGAGUCAACAUAACAAUACAGAAGCUGAUAUGUAGACUUACAAAUAUUAUUUUAAUGCUUAAGAUAAAUGAUAUUGGAGGCAGAUAUGGGAAAUAAAUGUUAUAAAACUCUUGAAAUUAUACAGAAUCAGCAACAGAACAAAAUUGUAUAAAGAUUUGUUUUGCGAUUUUAGGUUAUGGGGUCUCCUGUGCGACGAAUGAGAAGCCGGAGAGUUGAAUUCAACGUUUUUACCAUCGAACUAAAACAAAAACAAAAUUCCAGAAUUCGAUCAGGCUGAUCAUCAACAGUUUUACUUUAUUCGAGAAUAUUUUUAUUCAUCUUCUGUAUUUUACAAUAAUAUAAUUUGCAAAUUAAAAUCUUCUUUUAUAUUUAGGUUGCUCACUUACACAGUUGAACCCCAAUUAAGCGGCCACUCUCGGGCCGCUCAAUAGAGGUUUGUUGUAAAUUAGCAUAAUCUUAAGUACAAACAACACUUUAUUUUGAAACAAACGCGCGACUAGGGAAGCAUUAGUGGUCCACAAUCGGUCAUCACCUUUUAACUCGGACUGUAUUUUCCUUCAUCAUAUUCUUGAAAUGCAUGAUUACUGGCCGCUUAAUGGGGGUUCGACUGUAAUAAUGGAAUAAAAUAAAUCAAAGCCUCUGUAAGCUGCAGUGGCGGGUUGGUAAUGUUACCUUCUGUUGAAGUAAUAAGCUAGAUAUUUGAAGUCAAGCCAUCUCUCAUAAGGAAUUAACAUGAUUUAGAGCGAUUUAUGAUAUAGCCUGGCAGCUGUGAAGCUAUAUUAUUUUUAGCUCUCCUCCCAACUUUCUCGACGAACUCGCACGAAAACGCUUGCUUAGCGGGCUAUAUAUAAUUAAAUAACUCAGGUACAUCUCUGACCUCGGAGCGUAUCUUGUAUAUACGAGUAGUUUUUUCACGUGACGCAGACGCAAGAAAUUUCCCAUCUUUGGAGAACGCGCAGAAAAGGACGGGAACCGAAUGGAGCUCUGAAAUCGAAGUAAAUGACAAAAAAUAUUAGAAAUGGAAGCUUUUCACAGAGACUCGGCGUAAUUAGCAGAAUCGAAGAUGGUUCCUUGUAUGUGCAGAGAAUAUAGUAGAAGUAUUGAAUUAUUCUUCUCCACCACAACGCUCUUUUUCAAUACUAACCGCCGCACAUCACCGUUGUUUCGAACCAACUUGAAUCUUAAUUGAAUUCUGGGAGAUUUGACAUAAAAGAUAAAAGAGUUAAUCUUUCAUAUUCGUUCAGAGGAGUAUUGGGAACGAUUUGGAAAUGUAAGGACCAGUUUGACUCUAACCAAGAGGCUUUCUUGGGAUUGUGAAAUAAGUAUUGGUGCUUUGACCUCCAAGUGAGUUAGUUCAACAGUUAGGGUUUGGACUGGUCUCGGGUUGAGGUUUUGCGCUUCAAAAAGUCACGUGACAAGUAUUUUGAUCCACACUGCAACACUCUAAGGCUAUACGCUGCUUUGUAUGUUGAAUUAAAAAUAUUUCACACUUAGUUGUUAAUUUUAAAAUUCUCCGUCCCCCUUACUUAGCAUUUUGAGCUUGGGCUUAACAUGGAGCUCUUCGAGGCUUGUAACCAGUAGCCUCCUUGUCUAAGUCCUUUUGCUUCGAUUGACACAAAACUCUCCAAUAUUACUCUACUCCAAAUUAUCGGUAGUUUGCGGAGUCUGGCAUAUCGAAAUGUCAACUUACAGGCAAAAAGCACUGUCUUUUAAUUAAUCUUCCUACCCACGCGGAUCUCGUUCCAAAUGUAAAUUACGUCAUACAUUUUGAAAUUAACCACCUUUCUCUAUGCUGUUCUUUUGUUAAUCAACAUUAUCGCAAUUAAUACAGAGUCUGUAUUGGCUCUUAAUUUUUUUCCACUUUACUCUGUCACUUGUUUGAAAGCAAGGCCUCACAAUCGUCUUGUUUUUCGCCAAUGAAUUUACGUAAAAUUCUUAAAAACACUUUGCCAAUUCAGCUCCUUUACUGCUUAAUAAGAAUGCUUUAUCAUCAUAAGAAAGCACUUCCUUUUCUAACAAUCAUUGUCAAUAAUCAGUCCUAUAUAUGCCGUAUAGACACUUAGCAAUGACAGUAUUCUUGGCCUCACCACGACAAGUUGAUAAUCACAUCAGUCCAUACCAUGAGCAGCUCACAGCAUCUAGUCGACGACAACAAUUCUUGCUCCAUCGACAUCUCUUUUUUUAUUUUGUCGCGUCAUAAUCCAUCCAUUUUAUACUUUUUUAUUGGUAUAGGAAACACACUGUGUUCAAUUUCAGCUGUAACGGGCAACGCAAUAAUUCUACUUGCCCUCCGCCGCUGUUCUUUACUCCAUUUUUCAUCCAAAGCUCUCUUCUUCAGCUUGGCUCUAUCUGACUUUGCCGUCGGUCUUGUUAGUCAACCGCUCUACGCUGCUUACACUUUCGCCGUAGCUUGGAAUAAUGCCAGACUCUACUGCACUGUUGGACUACCUCACACUUUGUUUACUACCUUUCUGGGUCUUGCGUCUUUCUGGACACAAAUGGUGGUGGCUCUAGACAGAUAUCUUGCUUUGAGUCUUCUAACAAGGUACCGUUCGACUGUGUCUUUCAAACGAGUGAACCUUCUUAUUAUAACAGGUUGGUUUUUCUCUGCCUCCUUAACAGCUUCUCGAUUCUUUAGUGCCACAUUUCGACGGCUAAGCGCCAACAUGAUGUUGGUGAUUUGUCUUUUGUUGUCUCUUUUCUUCUAUUUUAAGACAUACGUCAAACUUCGUAAACAGAAACUCCAAAUGGACAGUCGAUCUUCGUUUAGAAUUUCCCAUUACGGAAAAUCACUAAAGACCAUGUUCAUUGUAUUCUGCAUAUUUUGGGGUACGUAUCUGCCUUUCCUCUGCGCCUUAGCUGCUGCCACCGCGUCAGGCUUCAGUAGUUCACCCCAGCUCCUAGCCUUUGACAUCACGUCAGUUCUCGCUUUGUUGAACUCAUCUCUCAAUCCAGUGGUGUAUUGUUGGCGAAUCAAAGAAAUUAGGAGAGAGGCAAAACUAAUAAUCCGCAGGGCCUGUCCAUGUAGUUUAGCUAUCUUACAAAGAGCUCAAGGAAAUCAAGUCGUUCCGUUUGGUGGCUAUACUGCAACUUCAUAUAUUUCUCCUGUGUCGCAGAGAUUUUUUGAAGGUGCAUGGUCAUAG
Messenger RNA from Porites lobata, 8614 nucleotides. NCBI's taxonomy places the organism in Eukaryota, Metazoa, Cnidaria, Anthozoa, Scleractinia, Poritidae. The record is from the annotation of a GenBank genome assembly.